Megachile rotundata (alfalfa leafcutting bee) is the source of this 2496-nucleotide messenger RNA. It is a transcript of the gene LBR, whose product is annotated as lamin B receptor. Gene Ontology annotation, biological process: cholesterol biosynthetic process. The record is from RefSeq and is a predicted model, not a curated record. Gene Ontology annotation, cellular component: nuclear inner membrane; endoplasmic reticulum membrane. NCBI's taxonomy places the organism in Eukaryota, Metazoa, Arthropoda, Insecta, Hymenoptera, Megachilidae. Gene Ontology annotation, molecular function: Delta14-sterol reductase activity.
CUUCGUGUUAUGAUGCAAAAAAAAAGGGUUAAUUAUAACCUUACGAUUAGAAGCUCUCUUAUUUUUAAACCACUCCGGAUCUCAUUACAAGAUAUUACUAUUGUAUAAGUGAAACUGCAUGUAAGAUACAAAAAUGGUGUUUUCUGAAGGGACAGAAGUACUUGCUAGACUUCCAAAUACAGAUGAAUUUAUUAAGGGUAAGAUAUUGAGUAUAAGGGGUGAUUCUUAUAAAGUACAAUUUGAAACAGGAAAUGAACGUAUGGUUCAUUCAAAUGAUGUUAAGAUCAGUAGACCAUCUAGAUCCACAGUAAGACAAAGUGCUGCUACCAAAAAAAGUCCAACUCGAGCAUAUAAAAGAUCUCCAGGUAAACGUUCACCUGGAAGACCUCCAUCUUCUAAUAAAUCAGUGACAACACGAAGUACAAAACUUGCGAGAAUCUCAUUGUCACGAAUAGAAGUAUCUGAUGAUUUGACUAAAAAUGAUAAUACCACGAAUAAGAAGGACACAGGAAAGUUUGACUAUACUGUUGAAUCGGUACCUCUACAAUCUAGAUUAAGAGAAUUGGGAACAGUUACACGUAGAUCAACAAGGCUCUUCUCUGGUACACUAAAACCUGAGUCAGACCAUCAAAUGGUUAUGUUAACAAGAAAUAUUAACAGAGCUGUCUCACUUCCUUUAGAAAGGAAAAGUCAGUUGCACGAUUUUAAUGUAAUUGAUGGGAAAGAAAGAAGUUAUUCAAUACAAAGAGAUCAUGAUUUGCUGAAGAUAGCAAAUUAUGAGGAAGACGUUGUUCCGAAUACAAAGGUAAUUGAAAAGCGGGAAAAAGAAAUAAGCAUUAUCAGUGAACCACAAGAAUGGGGAGGGUGGAUUGGUACCCUCAUUCUAAUAUUUGCGUUACCUUUAAGUACAAUUUUACCGCAACUUAUGUGCACAAAAAAUCAGUGUUCAUUUGGAUACUUUAAUAUAAGUACAGAUCUGAAUUCAUACGUAAAUUUGGAAGCUCUUACCGCAUAUUUGGGACUUUUGCUUUUUGUAUCUAUGAUUUCAAUCAUUCCAAUCGGGCGUAAAGUGGACGGACAACAAAGUAGAAGUGGAAGAUUACAGUAUCGUUUGAAUGGAUUUUUGUGCGCGCUCUUAUCGUUACUUGUGUUUAGCACGUGUAUAUGUAACGAUAUAAAAGUUGCCGAUUUCAUUAUAGAAAAGUGCGUACAGUUUUCAAUUAGUGGCUGGAUUCUUGGAACAGUUUUAUCAGCGUUAAUAUAUAUAAAGAGUGACAGAGCUCCGAUAGCUAAUCUUAAUAUACACGGAUCGACAAAUAGUAUAAUUUACAACUUUUGGCAAGGAAGAGAAAUAAAUCCUAGAAUCGGUCUUAUAGAUCUAAAGUUGUGUUUCAUUCGUACAUCUCUGAUAACUAUGAUUCUUGUCAAUUUAUCUAUUGCAUUCAAAACGACUGAGGGGAUUGAAAGUUAUGAUUUGGAACACUUUAAUGUUAAUGUAUUUGUAACUUGUUCAUUACAAAUAUUAUAUGCAAUGGAUGCAUUGUUCUUUGAAUCUGCAUUUUUAACAACUUUUGAAGUAAUGUAUGAAGGAACAGGUUACAUGUUAUGUACUGGAUAUUUACUAUUUCCAUUCUUACCGACUCUCACAACAAAAUACAUGUUUUACCAUAGAGCAAGGCUGGUUUACUGGAAUAUUCUUCCUGUACUCACUUUUAUAAUCGGAUACUUAUUAUAUAGAAUCAGUAACUUGCAAAAAAAUGAAUUCAGAAGGAAUCCUUUAUCUCCAUCUGUGGCACAUCUAGAAACUAUACCAACGAUUCGUGGUAAGAAGCUUAUAGUGUCGGGCUUAUGGGGUCAUGUGAGACACCCAAAUUACUUGGGUGACAUAAUCAUGUGGUGGUCAAUCUCAUGUACAAGUUUGGCAUGUGAUAUUUUGCCUUAUUAUUAUGCGAUUUUAUGUACAGCAUUAUUAAUACAUAGAGCGAUGAGGGACAAUGAACGCUGUAAAAUGCGCUAUGGUUUAGCUUGGGAGCAGUAUAUAUCACGUGUAAAGUACAUGAUUCUAUAUCGUAUAUUAUAAAGUAUAAUUACAGUAAUAGUAAGGUAUUUUUAGAUACCAAAAUGUGUCACAAAACUGUACCUUUAAAACAGCAAUGCUCAUUAUUUUAUAGAAUGAAAUAUUUUAAAUGCGUACAUUGUAGUAUUAAAAUGAUGUUGAAUAUAUGUAUAACACCAAAAUAAUGUAUAGGGUCCAAAUUUGGAACAAAUUUGAUAACCAAAAAGAACUAUUAUGACAUUUUGCAUGAGAUUUAAACAUCCGUUUGAUUUUGUAAAAUUAUUAAAGCAAGAGGCAAAGUGCUAUUAUUUAAAAAAAAAAAGGUUAGCAUCUAUAUAGUUAAUUUAAAGAAAAGUGUAUAGUAAUACAUUGUUGACAUGAAUACAUGUAAUGUAAAAUAUACUUCCAUGAUAAAUACAACAAGGAUUUUUAUACUUUUA